AUGGCUCGCGAAUUAAAGGCGCUGAGAUCUGGUAACAAGGAGGCCGCAUCCUGUCCGGCUGUCAUCUCCGUUGCGGGAGCUAACGUGGAGCUUGCCCCCGAACAGUGGAAACAGCUUGGCGAGGAGAAGCAGCCGUUAACGGCGCGAAUGUUCGACUUUGUCGUUGGGAACUUGGUGGACAAGAAGACCUCGAACGCGAGCAUGCUCCUUCUCCUUCGCCCGGACCACCUGUCGGUUGACGGUGACGAGACAUGGGACACGCGGUUCGUUCGCGUUGCUAUCCCCUCUGGUGGUGCGGAACACAUCACCGCGUCGGAGGCGCUUGUAGAGUGGUUUCAGGGUCGCGUUGACGAGAACUUCGCGCGCGGCUCCAUUCAUUGCACCCGGUCCCGCCAGCUUAAAGAUCCCACUCGGCUGUUCGAUCUGGACGCGGCGUCAUUGAAGGGCUCAUGCGGCAACCUCGCUUGUCUGUUCGCGUUCGACAAGAUCGUUACCCAACUGGACGCGGUGGCUGCCAGUGGAUCCGGACCGCAAUACCCGAGGCCCAACGCGAAGAUUCUGAAUGCACUGCGGCAUGAGGCGUACCGAACCGCCGAAGAGCUCGCGUUCAACUUGACCGUGGAUAUGCCGCGACCCAAGCACGGCGGUGAGGCUGACGGGGUUGAACCGGGGGAGGUGCAAAAGGUUGCAACGGGUGCGCAGGUUGCUGAUCCUGGUGUUCUCGCUCUCACAGGUGCCGCUGGUGUCUCGAACCGCGGAGGCACUCGUGGGGGGUCGGUGGUCCACGCUGAUGACGAAGGGGCAGAAGAUACCGUGGCUAAGGGUGCACCCAUCGAUGAUGCUGACCGCACUGCAGAGCGUGAGGGGGAGGAGUCGAGCGAGGAGGAGGCGGAGGCUCACGUGGUCGCGGCCGCGGCAGCAAGCAGGCCCACGACAUCCGGCAAGAGCAUCAGGCAACUCGCGCAGCACUUGGCCCCCGGUGCUGGAAGCGCGGGCCCGAGCGGUGAGGUCGGGGGCAAGAGUCCUGUGCGUGGGGCGCGUGAUUUCAAAUCCCUGUCCGCGCUGCCAUCGCAUAAGCUUGCAGCCGAGAUCAUGCAACUCGACUGCAAGCUUGCAGCGCAGGUGGCGGAAAUCGCAUGGCUAAAGAAACGCCCGGAGUCGGGGGUUAGUGGUGUCACGGUAGUGGGUAACGAGGAGCUCGCGUCCGCGCUUUCUAAUGCGAUUCGGGCCUUGGAGAAGGAGGCGAGGGCGAUCGCGCAGGAAAGGGCUGCUCUGAUAGACACGCGUAACCAGGAGGCGUUGGUGCUGGGGCGAGUGGACGCGAGGUUGGGACAGCUGCAGGGGGUGGUGGCAGACUCCAUGGAAUCCGCUCAGAAGAAGCUGACGGACGAGGUUGCGCGGAAGAUUGACAACAUGUCGACCGCGCUUUCCGCGACAGCAGAGCGGGCAAUCACAACCAGCGGGGUCACGAACGCGCUGCACACCCUCAUCGCGCUCGUUGGAGGAAGCCCGCCGCCGCGCACGGAUACUGAAGAACCAGCCGCGACGGAGUAUGCCGAGCCCGGGGAUGCUGAGCAUGGAAAGCGGGCGGCGGGUGCGAAGCCUGAGAGUCAGCGGGGGUCGAAGAGGCAGAGGGGUCCCCAGGCAGCGGCCGCGGUGCGCAGCCCGAGCGUGCAGGACAUGCUGAAGCAGAAGUGGGGCGCUGCAUCGCGGGGUGCAGCACAGCAUGCUCAACCGGGUUCGAGCUCGCGCCCCAUCCCACCUGGAGCAGCUGCACCCGUUCCUCCGGGCCCUGCCGUUGCAACCGCGACAAUGACGGUUGCAGUUGGUAAGGGCAAGGGUAAGGCAGAAGAUGGGGAGGGGUGCGCGACAGCAGCCUCGCAGGCUGCGAGGCGUGAGGUCCAGCCCGCGGCGGCUUCAGCGGCGGAAGGCAAACAAACCGCGCUCGUACCCGCUCUUGCUGCAACAACCGCAGGUCAUCACGGGCGCAGCGCGAGCGCAUCUUCAGGUCCUAUCGCGGCCUCGGUCGAGGUCAAGGCAGAGAAACGCGGCAGGGCUGGCAAGAAGUUGCCCCCUCCACCCGUGUACACGAUCGACGAGGACAAUGCGGACGAGGAGCUGGAGGGUCUCGUGAGCAGGUGGGUCGAGGAGGCGGGCGACGGAGGAGAGCAGGGUGGGGAGGCCGCGGUCGAUGUUUAUAGCGGCGAGGAGAGCGCGGACGAGCAAGACGGAGACCCCGUGGUCGUGGCAGGUGGCACAACGGGAGGACAUGGUGACACCGGCCCCAAGCGCAGGGGCUGCGGUAUCCGCGCUCCACCCAGGGGCGGGCCCGGAUUGGUUUCUGAACCCCAUCUGGGGGGGAAGAAACGUUGGCUCGGACACGGCGACCGCCAAGACCUGCAGUACAAGACCGCGAUCGCGAUGCUGCCGUACGACGGGAAGGUGGACCCCGGGCUGAACCUGAGCCAGAAGCAGAUCCGAGACUGGGCCGCGGACCUGUCCAUCGCCGAGGGCUUACAUACGGGCCUCUUAAUCACCAUGCACUACCGCAAUCUCGUGGCAAGCAAGGACAGGUGA
Molecule: messenger RNA, 2577 nt
Organism: Closterium sp. Naga37s-1
Lineage: Eukaryota; Viridiplantae; Streptophyta; Zygnematophyceae; Desmidiales; Closteriaceae
Source: the annotation of a GenBank genome assembly